AUGCAGCAGCUUCGUCGCUUGAAUUUCUUCGACAGUCUGCUCGUGCAGCGUCCUUCGCAGGAGUCGAAAAAGGACUUCAGACCUCCGUCCUCUUCAGCUUUCUCUCACCCUCAAUUGCAGCCCCAUGGAGCGACGGCACAGCCUACAGGUCCUCCUCCCCUGUUGCCGCCAGACGUUGUCUGUGCAGCAGGGACGCCUUCUCAGCUCUGGAUAGGCGACGCUCGAGGUCGCGCUCACAUCUUCACUGACGAAAGAUUUCUCUCGCCCAUUGAAAUUCCGGUCUUCUCUCGCGGAUUCCUCUCCAUGCAUGCAGCUGCAGACGCCCACUGCAUUGUCUGUGUGGGUCGCGACAGCGUGGAGCCGGGCGCCUCUGCGUCUUCUCUGCCGCCGCGUACUGGGCAGCCGGCCUCUUCUGCGCAUGCAGCGGAACGCGCGGUCUGGAAGUACAAGUCCUUCAGCACCCUCCAAGUUGACGCUCGUGGGCUCCCUGUGCUGCUCAGAGAGGCUACGCUCUUUGCCCGGGUCCCGGAGCAGGUGCUCACAUGCAGCGACAUCAACGGACCUUUCACGAUGCUCGCGGGUGGAACCGAAGCUGCAGGCGUCUGCCUCUUUCGCGGUGACCUUCUAAGGGAGAGGACUUGUCGGCUUCGAUUCAUCAAAGAGAACGACCUUCCUGUGACAGCCGUCCGCUUCCUCGCGCCCUCAGCGAGCCGAGUUUCUGAGGAGAACGAGGACAGGAGAUUUCACCUCCUUGUGGCGACUCCCCAAGGCAUCGCAGUGCAUGCAGUCCCAGGAAAGGGAGAGCCUGAGGUGACGUACAGGGAUGACUUGGCUGGCCUGCCUUCCCCGCUUCUGACGGCCCAGCUGCUUUCGCCUAACCAAGCGGCUGUCCAGCAGGGUGAAGGCAUUUUCUGUCUCGACGCCCGAGCAGGGAAUCUCUGGGCGCUGCCGGUCGACGGCUGCUGCAUGCAAUUGGCGUCGCACAAACACUACUUGAUUUCUGUCUCAGCGUCAGCGGAGGAAACCUGUUCAGGUUCUCCGGUUUCUGCUCCCUCUCAGGAAUGUUUUCUGACGAUUUUUCGUGCAAAUCCCGACACCCGAUUUGUCGCCUUCUGCUGCUCUUUUCCACGCGUCGCCCACAUCGUGUCUGCCCUAGACUCCCUCUACGUCAUUUGUCGCGACGACAGCGGGGGAAGCAUCCUCUUUGAGUUGCGCGAGAAGGGCAUUGGUGAUCGCCUCAACAUUCUUCUUCGGAAGAGACUCUUCGACUGGGCCGCGGACAUCGUCAUCCAGGAGGGGCAGCCAAAGUCGACGCUCCAGGAGGUGUAUCGCGUCCACGCAGAUUGGCUUUACGAGAAGCGCGCCUUAGACAAAGCCUUGCGAAUGUACAUCAAGACGAUCGGUGCCCUCGAGCCAUCCUACGUGAUUGAGAAGUUCCUCCACUGCCAGCGGCUCUGGCUCCUCGCGCUGUACCUCCUUCAUUUGCACCGCUGCGGGAGAGCUUCUCAGCAACACACUCUUCUGUUCUUCAAGUGCGCAGCCAAGCUGAAGGACGAAAACCUUUUCUCCGCUUUCCUCGAUGACCCGUCUAUAAGCCGAGACGCCAUUCUCCCCGCCGCGAUCCAAGAGUGUCGCGCGAACGGCUACCUGAAACUCGCGAGUCUCAUCGCGCGCCGCCAUGGCCACCACGAUGAGUAUGUCUCCAUCUUUCUCACAGACUGUCGAAAUUUCGAUGAAGCUGUGGCCUACAUGAAGGGACUGGACGCGCCAUCAGUUUGCUCCCUGCUGCUGACUCACGGAUACACUCUGUUGUCUCAUAAGCCGCGAGAGACUCUCGCUCUGAUAAAAAACAUCAUUUUCAACUAUCAGACCAGCGCGGAUAUCUUUAUUCCACUGUUUGUGGACAACGAAGCUUUGCUGCUCUACUUCUUCCUCUCCCUCUUGUACGGCGAGAGCUACGCGCGAGACUUUUUGAAGACGCAGAAGCAGUUUCUUUCGAGCCCAGAGAAGCAGGCUCUUUUGAACGCCUCCACAUCUUCUUCGAUUUGUGCAUUUUCGGCUCUUCCGCCUGCUGAGCAAUUCGCUGCAUUGUACGACACUUUGGAGGACGCCGAGCGCGAGGGGGACGAGAAAAACCGGAAAGGAAAUCGCGAGAAGGGAGAGCGAGAAAGGAGAGAAGAGAAACGAGAAGAUCCAGAGAAAGGAGACAACUUGGAGACGCUCUCUCCUCACCUCUUUGGCAGCGUCUCCUUUGCGACUUUUCUCGAACUCCUUCUCCGCUUCCAUAAGAAAGCGCAUGCACCCGUCGACCAGCCGCGUGAGGCCGCAAGCUCGGCGAGUCCUGAGAGGGAAGUUGUGGGGCGCCCGAGAGACGAAGCGACUUGUGUCCGCAGAGACAGCGCUCUCGAGGGCAGCGCGAAAAGAGGGACAGGUGACGCAGUUGCGGAGACGGAAGCGAGACAAGAGGAGACUCGGAGGGAACGUGCAAAACAGAAACGAAGCUCUGCUGAGGCUCGUCAGUACGCCACUGCGAUCAUGAAAUCCCUCAAAGAGAGGUCCAUGGGCGAAGAUGAACUUUUUACGUCCACACUGCUGACAACAAUUUACGAUUUUGAGGAAGGCCUGGAGCACGUGUGUGAGAAGCAAGAAAACUUCCAGCUUGCUCUGAGUCACUUUGCUGAAGAGGACGAUGUCGCGCUCCUCUGGAAGUUCUGUCUUGCCAAUACGUCGAAAAAUCCCGCACUCUGGAUUCAAGCGCUCGCCUUCCUUGCCUCCCGCGACAAUACAGAGACGCAAAUCCAGCAGAUCCUCGCACAGAUUGAGGCCCACCGGUUGUUUCCUCCCCUCGCCGUGCUGGACAUUCUCCAGCAGGGGUCGCGAGUAACUCUUCGCGCUGUGAAGGGGUAUCUGAUUCACUGCCUGGACAAACUGUCUCGGGAAUUCGAAAUCUCCUCCUCGCACUACCAGCAAGACGAGGCCGAGGUCGAGAGCAUGAAGAAAGAAGUCCAGCGCCUCCAGACAAGUGGACAGAUUUUCGACCGAACGCGCUGCGACGCAUGCGGCAACGCGCUCGACCUCCCUUCAGUCCACUUUGCCUGCUGCCACUCUUUCCACCUCGUCUGUCUGGCCUCGGGGGAGACAGAUCCAAGUUCGGCGAGAGAAAUGGUCCCGGGUACCGUGGUGGGCCCAGGAAAGGCGCCAGAGUACAGCUGCCCUGUCUGUACACCGCAGGCUGAUGCGAAGCGGCUUCUGCUCGCCCAGAGAGAGGCUGACAGCGGGCGUGCCGACGACUUCUUCAAGUUUCUUCGUGGCUCUACGGACGGUUUUUCGUUCAUCGCCUCGUACUUCGGCAAAGCUAUGUUUCCGACUCUGCCGGCAGACCUGUCAGGGGCCUACGCGUCUCCUCUGGCCUCAUCGAAUUCCUACGAACCUAGGCAAAGUCCCGCCUUCUCAAGUUCGCCUUUUUCUGGGCGACCUGGCGGGCCUCGGGGCCAAGAGGCCCCCUGGACCCCAGCGGGGAGCGGGCGCCUGGCAGACGACGGGAUGAGGCAGUGGAACGCCCUUUCGCGGUCAAGUGGACAGAGCCGUGGAGGCGCGACUGGCGGCGCUGGAGGCAGCAGUAGGGCCGCACGGGGAGCGUCGAAUCCCUUUGGGGUCUACGAAGACGGCGGGAAGUGUGUGGAGAGGGGACCGGGAGAUCUGGGGUACAACCCGUUUCAGGCGUAGACUCAGGCCAUGCACUAUACGGGAACAACUGAUUCGCGACCCUCUGCUGCAAGUAUUUUCACAGCUUGUAAACGACUGUUGGCUUUUCGAAUAGACACUGGGUACCACUACACUUGGUGCACUGUAGGUUUGAGACCUCUCGUUGGGUUCCAAACGCCGGCCUCCAGUCGCCGGGACGAAGAGACAGCAAGGCGCUGCAGAGGACCACUAGGGGGGUCGCGGGAUGAGUCGAGUGACCCCGGAGGGAUGCGCUUGUAUCUCGCCCGUGCUCACGUUUCGUCGAGAAAAAGCGGUGGGAUCAACACCACCGACACGGGGCAACAGCGGGAGAAAAGCAUUUGUGCUUUGAGGUGUAACUACACCACACGAAGGAGUCGUCCUUAGUGUCACCUCGUCUCACUGGACGACACGAGCGGAGGUGCAGCAGAAGCCGUUGCAUCCCAGUUCCCUCUGUACACUCAAGUUUUCAAUUUUUUGUUUGCUGCAGUUCCUGAAGUUGACACCAGACAUCAAGGUCGUCGGACCUCU
This is a messenger RNA of Toxoplasma gondii ME49, 4254 nucleotides long. RefSeq lists its product as hypothetical. Gene Ontology annotation, cellular component: endosome; HOPS complex. Gene Ontology annotation, molecular function: protein-macromolecule adaptor activity. The coding region runs from base 1 to 3726 and encodes 1241 amino acids. The record is from RefSeq and is a predicted model, not a curated record. Gene Ontology annotation, biological process: intracellular protein transport; vacuole organization; vesicle-mediated transport. NCBI's taxonomy places the organism in Eukaryota, Apicomplexa, Conoidasida, Eucoccidiorida, Sarcocystidae. The transcript is spliced from 23 exons.